Messenger RNA from Camellia sinensis, 4620 nucleotides. NCBI's taxonomy places the organism in Eukaryota, Viridiplantae, Streptophyta, Magnoliopsida, Ericales, Theaceae. The record is from RefSeq and is a predicted model, not a curated record.
AUGAGUUCUCCAUGUUCAAGCUCAAGAUGGUGGCCAGGAGAUCAAGACAUAUCAAUGACAGAAACAUACUCUCCAAGAGCAUCCUCAGUUGGUGGCUAUUCAGCUGCAACUGAUGAUACUAAUAGUGUCAUAACUUUACCAGUACUUCAAGCUCCGGCGACAACAAUGCCGGCUAGACUGUUAGCCGGCAGGUCAACGCCUGAAGUCAUGAGGAAGAUAGAGAGUGCGUCGCCAGAGACGGCGAGGCACGUGGCGAUGAGGAUGUAUGAGAGCUUGAAGAGGCAUGGGUUGAGAGAUGAAGCUGGGAGGGCAUUUAGGAGAGAAAGAGAUGAUGGAGAUAUUGAGCUUGAAGAGGUGAAGGAAGGUGGUGACGUGAGGAAGAAGAGUGAGGAUCUUUUAGGGAUGGAGUACUUGUUGAAAGACGGUUUUGUCAGUUAUCUUCGAGAUGUUGCUAAAAUCACUCCUCCCAUUCCUCAACAGGUUGUUCGAUUUUCAGGCAUCAAGUGUUCGAGGAAGUUUGAUAUACCAAGAGACGAGUAUGAAACAUUUGGGAACAAAGUAUUGGGAUGUUUUGUUGGGCCCUUUAAGACUCUUCUCCAAAAAAAGAAUUCAACCUGGUUGCAUAUCUUGAAGGGAGUGGACGGAUAUAUCAUGCCUGGAUCGAUAACUCUUCUGCUAGGACCUCCUGGAAGAAUAGAAGAAACUAAGAACUCAAAAUUGCAAGGUGUGGUGAUGUACAAUGACAAAGACGCCUCUGAAAUACGUCUCAGUAGACUCAUUGCUUAUAUUAGCGGCCAACUAAACAAACACCUUCCAUUUUUAUCAGUACGAGAAACGCUGGAGUUCGCAAGGGACUGCACGCAAGGGCUUCGGCCAGAAAACUUCACUCCACAGAUGAGAAAAUUCUUUGCUCAUGCAUUGGUGGAAGGACAAGAUCCAUUUUUGGAGUAUGUGCUAGAAAUCCUAAGCUUGAAGGAUGUAGAACACAAACUCACCGGAGAAGCAAUCUCUGACAUUGAUCGCCAGAAGCUCACAACUGCAGAGUUAGCACUAGGAACAUACUCAGUCAUGCUUUAUGAUCAACCGUUUUCAGGGUCUGAUCUAGCAGCUACAUAUGAUUUGGUGGACACUAUACGGACCAUUAGCAGGAUUCAGCAAUCUUCUGCAAUCAUGUCACUGACCCAAAUCUCACAGGAAGUUUUUGAUCUUUUUGAUAGGAUCAUACUUCUCGGUGAUGGUCAUGUCCUGUUCCAAGGCCCUCGUCAAGAUGCAAUUCCCUACUUUGCCAACCUUGGGUACAAGAAGCCAUCACAUGCAGAGACUGCUGAGUUUCUUGAAGAUAUUGUUGCCGGACAUGGCUUGCAGUAUAUGGCACCACUAACAACUACUCUCAGUAUAGAUGAACUUGUAGAAUAUUACAAGGCUUCAGAUCAUUAUAAAGACAUUGCAAGAAUUGCUUAUGGAGAUGAUGUGAAGCUCACAUAUUGGGUAGACAGUGAGCCGGGGCUAGGCCUGUCCCUCAAAACACCAUCCAAGUACAACUCUGCAGUUGAUGUAGAACCAAGAAAAGAGACAGAACUGGUGGUUGCUAAGCUAUCUACCAAAGUAGGGCAUUCUGGGGGGAUAGAGAGCACAGGAAGAGUUCAGAUUGGAGACGUGGUCACAGCAAUAUCCAUGAACAACGAAGAAAUGCAAUACCUUGCUGUGGGACUCCAGAAAGUUCAGCGAGAGCAAGCCUCGCAUGCAUAUUCUAUGUUGAAGAAUGCACGAGGCUACAUCCGCCUCCAAGUUGAGCGCUACAAAGAUGAGGAGGAUGAGUAUCUAGCUCAAUGGGAACAAUUCCAGAGGCCCUUUGUUCAGACAUGGUGGAAAUCUACUAAAACUCUUGUCAACAGGCAAAUCAAGAUUACCAAAAGGCUCCAAGCUAUACUGAAAUUAAGGCUAUUCCAGGCAAUUGUACUCGGCCUGUUUGCAGGGACAUUGUUCUACAAACUUGGAGGUCAAUAUACCCAACAGAAAAUGAACUCGGCACUGGCUUAUACUCUCUGUGUUUAUUUUCUAUCGGGUCUAUCAUUGACGGGAAAUGGAGCACCUUUCUUUGAGUACCUGUUUCUUUUAGUCUUGGUAGCAUACUUUGGUUCAUCUGUUUUCUUCUUUCUCAGUACUGUCUCUCCAAUUCAAGAAGUGGGGAAUGCUUUGGCAGGUCUACUUGUUUCAAUCUUCCUACUAUUCAGUGGCUUUGUGAUCUACCCAUCCAACAUACCAACAUACUGGAAAUGGCUCAUGUAUAUCAACCCCAUUCACUGGGCGAACGUAUCAUAUUGCAGUUUCCAGUUUGAGGGCUACAGAGAGCCGUGCUCCAAUUACCUCGGCCAACUUCCUUUUUGUGAUCAGUACCCAAAAAUGACAGUUGGAAAAGCCUACCUGACCUUCUAUGAGCUUUAUGAAGACACCAAGAGACCAUGGCUUCCCUAUGCCAUUCUCCUGGGGUGGACAGUAAUUGGCAACUUGUUGGCAUUAUUGGGCCUGAAGAAAAUAGAGUUCACAGGAACCAGCCAAUCGCUGCCCCAUCUCAGAAAAACCCCAGUAUUAAGCAAUUUUAAAGAAGAUACAGAGAGUGAAUUUCAGUCAAUGAAUAGCUACAAUGAACAUUCUAAGGAUUACAACACUUCCCAAUAUUCUAGUGCACGCAGUUCACCAUCAGCUCAUGGGAAAAUGAAGGAAAAUGGAGUUGAGAAAUGGAUUGAAGAAUUCCGAAUCGAUCUCGAGAGGAAUGGGCUAGGAAUUCCAGUCGAACCAGUAACCCUUAUAUUCGAGGAUCUGUCAUUUACAAGGUAUGAUGAGAAAACAAAGGGGAGUGUCUCAGUUUUCAACUAUGUCACCGGCUAUGCUAGACCACAAAACAUGCUAGCCUUACUUGGCGGUUCCAAAUCAACUAAGGAAACACUCCUCAAAUGCCUGGCAGGAAGGGUACCUUUAAGUGGCAGCUUGAGCGGAGACCUUCAGGCAAACGGUGUCAAACCUGGAGCCACCUUCUCUAGACUAGUAGGCUAUGUUGAGAAGCUUGAUGCCCACCAACCUUACCUAUCUGUCCGUGAAUCCCUUCAAUUCAGUGCAGCACUUCGUCUUGACCAAGCAAUCAACGCUACAAGUCGUCGUAUUCAUGUUGAGUUGGUCUUAAACCAACUCGGUUUGUUGCCCUAUUCCAACCAACUUGUUGGGUCUCUUCGAGAUGCCACUGGAAAGACAUUUGAAAUAGCCAAAAAGAUGACAAUAGCAGUUGAGUUGGCCGCUAACCCAAGUAUUCUCUUUCUUGAAGAACCGAUGUCUGGCCUUGAUAUCAUAGGAACUUUGACUAUCCUCAACAUGCUCUAUCAAGUGUCGGAAUCUGGUCGUGUCAUUAUUGCCACUCUUACACAUCCAAAUGCUCGUUCACUGUCCUUCUUCGACCAGGCUCUCAUUCUGACACAAGAAGGGCGCCAAGCAUAUUUUGGCCCAAUAGGAUCGAACUGCUGUGAUUUGCUAGAUUAUUUUACAUCAAUUCCAAAGGUCCCUCAAUAUUUGAUCAGAGAAAAUCCAGUUAGUUUUGUCAUGGGGGUUCUUGGCCUAGGCAUAAAAACUAGGGGCACUCCUUCACUGAACUUUGCAGAGAUCUACACAGCUAGCUCCUUGAAUGAGAUCAACAACAAAGAGAUUGGUAGUAUAAAGAAACUGACCAAGAACAGAACAGCAAGGUCUUUAUCUUCUACUUAUCCAGCUCCAUAUUCACGACAAGCGAGUUUGGUACUGCUAAGAACACAGAGGUUCUUGUGGAGGAAUGUGCAAUAUACAUAUGCUAGACUUACAGGGUGUGUCAUGAUUGGCCUCCUGAUGGGUUCUCUGUACUUUCAGAUCGAAUACAAGGACACAUAUGGUGUGACUUCACGUUCACUUUACAUAUACAUGCAAGUUAUACUCGUAGGAGUUAUCUCUGCAAACAAUGUCAUACCACAGAUAGGCACUGACAGGCUGGUGUACUUCAGAGAGAAAAGGGCUGGAAUGUAUCUUCCAAUAUUUUAUCCAGUGUCAUGGGCAGUGGGUGAAAUUCCAUAUUUCUUAAUUGCUACACUUGCAGUGGUUGGAAUAGGAAAUGGAAUGGCAGGAAUUGGAACAGAUUCAGCUUCAGAAUUCCUAAUGUGUUGGCUAGUGCUCUUUACCUUCACGUUGUGCGUAACAUAUUUUGGGAUGAUGGUAACUUUUCUAGCACCAGUGCCAACACUUGCUGCAUUUAUUGUGUCGAUUGUGACAUCAUUGUGGGUGUCCACUUCUGGGGUAGUUGUUUUGCUAUCAGACAUAAAGUUCUAUCGAUGGAUGUAUUGGAGCAACCCAUUCCAAUUUGCCCUGAAUGCAAUGACAUCAAUUAGUUUCUACUGUGACACAAAAGAGUGCAGAUCAAAAUGCGACUGCCCACAGCUUCCAGAUGGCUCUUAUGUAUGGGAUAGAUUAUCAAUAGUUAGAGCCUUGAAUCAAGCAAGGAUACAAACGGACAUACUCACCUUGUCUGCAAUGUGUUUGCUGUUUUCCGGUCUUGCCUUUCUCUUCUUUGUUGUGCUGAAGCACAAUUCAACUGCCCGUGCAUAG